Messenger RNA from Daldinia childiae, 1356 nucleotides. RefSeq names its product FAD-dependent urate hydroxylase. The record is from RefSeq and is a predicted model, not a curated record. The coding region runs from base 1 to 1356 and encodes 451 amino acids. The transcript is spliced from 7 exons. Gene Ontology annotation, molecular function: monooxygenase activity; FAD binding. Lineage: Eukaryota; Fungi; Ascomycota; Sordariomycetes; Xylariales; Hypoxylaceae.
AUGGGUCCACAAUUUGCAACUGGCUGGAGGCAACUAAGCGUUGGGAUCGUCGGCGGCGGCAUCGGUGGUAUGUCCGCGGCGAUCGCUCUGCGGCGUGCUGGCCAUGAGGUGUCUAUCUACGAGCGCGCAGACUUUGCCGGUGAAGCCGGGGCGUCCGUAUCCUGCGCAGCCAACGGUACCCGUUGGUUACAUGAAUGGGGCGUCGACAUUGAAAAAGGAGAUCCUGUCGUACUGAAGAAGCUUAUCAAUCGCGACUGGUACACUGGAGAAACUGUUAGUAUAUACGAUCUCGACGAUUAUGAAAAGCGAUGGGGCUAUGCCUACAACAUGUUCCACCGGCAAUACAUGCAUACCAUGUUGAAAGACUGUGCCCUGCAAGAAGAGGGCGAGGGUAUACCGGCCAAACUUAUUGUCAACCACCAGUGUGAGAACAUCGAUCUUGAAUCCUCCACCGUCACCUUCGCGAACGGUAAAACGGCCAAGCAUGACUUAAUUGUUGGUGCUGAUGGAAUUGGCUCAGUUAUUCGCGGUAUUCUGGGUAUCCACCCCGAAAGGAGGCCUUCAGACCAGAGCUGUCUGCACACUAAUGUUUUAACAGAAGAUGCUGUUAAAGCCGGACUAGUUGAUUACUCUCAAGAUAGCGCGCUAGAAUAUUGGGGUGGCCAGGAGGGUAAAUGGGACAAGAUCGUGCUCUCUCCUUGCAAUAGUGGAAAGUUGCUCUCGUACUAUUGCUUCUUCCCUAGGGAAGUAGGUGAUUACGCCAACCAGCAGUGGGGCGGCGAAGACCGUCCUCUCGAGGAACUUCUUUCACCUUAUCCUAAGCUUGAUCGGCAAGUUUUUGCCCAUCUUACCAUCGGAAAGGAGAUUCGCCCAUGGCGAUUAUGGGUCCAUGACCCGUACCCAUAUAUGCACAAAGGGAAGGUCUGUCUUUUAGGUGACGCUGGACACCCGAUGAUGCCCCACCAAAGCCAAGGGGCUUGUAUGGCAAUUGAAGACGCCGCGGCACUUGGAAUCCUUUUCAGCAACAAAUAUUUUCAAGGAAACGUAGAGGAUACUCUGGAUGUCUACACUAAAGUAAGACUUCCCCGAGCUACCCGGGUCCAGGCAGCCGCAGCGAAAGCCGCGUAUAACAUCAACGAGCGCAUUGGGUUCUCUGCCAACACGCACACGCCUACAUACAAAGUCGAGGACGAACGGAACAAACUAACCAUCGAAGAGAUGAACACAUACGACAUGUAUCGUGAUAUCGAGGAGAAGCUUGCCGUUCAGGGGGACACCCCAUAUACUGGUAAACGGUUCUGCAGGCCACCACUUGGUGUGGAUAUGUCCAAUGGGGUUAUUGUUGGAGCAGAGUGA